Bombina bombina (fire-bellied toad) is the source of this 1008-nucleotide messenger RNA. Its product is annotated as olfactory receptor 52D1-like. NCBI's taxonomy places the organism in Eukaryota, Metazoa, Chordata, Amphibia, Anura, Bombinatoridae. Gene Ontology annotation, biological process: G protein-coupled receptor signaling pathway. The record is from RefSeq and is a predicted model, not a curated record. Gene Ontology annotation, molecular function: G protein-coupled receptor activity; olfactory receptor activity. The transcript is spliced from 2 exons. Gene Ontology annotation, cellular component: membrane. Bases 1 to 1008 code for a protein of 335 amino acids.
AUGAACACCAUAAAUAUGAGCAGCUGCCAUUGUCAACCUGAGUACUUUUUGCUGAUGGGGAUUCCUGGCUUGGAGAACCAUCACUUCCUUCUUUCUAUUCCCUUCUGUGCUAUGUACCUUCUGGCACUUGUUGGAAACAACCUUUUGAUAUUUAUCAUAGCGACAAAUGAAAGUCUCCACCAGCCAAUGUAUUUUUUCCUAACCAUCUUGGCUGUUACUGACCUCUUUUUGUGCUCCACCACGGUGCCAAAAACACUCACAAUAUUUUGGUUUGGUUCCCAUGAAAUCUCUUUUAAUGAUUGUCUCACUCAGGUCUUCUGGAUUCAUUUUAUUUUUGCAGUUGAAUCAGCCAUAUUGUUAAUAAUGGCUUGUGAUCGGUUUUUUGCAAUAUGCAAACCCUUGACAUACUCAGCUACCUUCACGCCUUCAUUCAUAAGAAAGUUACUCAUUAUAGCAUUGGUGAGAGGCAUCUGUAUCAUAACGCCAUUUGUGUUUCUUCUGAAAAGGUUACCAUUCCACAAAAGUAACAUAAUAUCACAUACGUACUGUGAGCAUAUGGGCGUGGCCAGGCUGGCGACAGCAAAUAUACGGAUUAACGUGGUGUAUGGGCUUAUUAUAGCUUUUGGUUCAACAGGAAUAGACUUGAUACUUAUUGCUGUCUCAUAUGUAGUUAUUAUCAGGACGGUUGUGAGACUUCCCGCUUCAGAAGCUCGUUACAAGGCCUUUAAUACAUGUGUGUCCCAUAUCUGUGUCAUCCUCAUGUUUUAUCUUCCAGCUUUCUUUUCUUUUAUAGCACACAGGAUUGGUCACAAACAUAUCCCUCCUCGUGUCCACAUCAUGUUGGCCAAUCUCUAUGUCCUUGUACCGCCCAUGAUGAACCCACUAAUCUAUGGAGUUAAAACAAAAGAAAUUCGACAAAAGAUUAUAAUGCUUUUUUCACUUUUUUCAUAUAUACCCUUAAUAUAUUUGAAGGUUCCUACCAUAUCAUGUCUUCAUUCUCCCCUUUAA